Messenger RNA from Zootermopsis nevadensis, 1282 nucleotides. RefSeq names its product Succinyl-coenzyme A synthetase alpha subunit 1 (gene Scsalpha1). Gene Ontology annotation, biological process: tricarboxylic acid cycle. Gene Ontology annotation, cellular component: succinate-CoA ligase complex (ADP-forming); mitochondrion. The record is from RefSeq and is a predicted model, not a curated record. Gene Ontology annotation, molecular function: succinate-CoA ligase (GDP-forming) activity; succinate-CoA ligase (ADP-forming) activity. Lineage: Eukaryota; Metazoa; Arthropoda; Insecta; Blattodea; Termopsidae.
CGGUUUCGUUAUUGCGGAAAGAGCUGAGCUGUGAAUCGCUUGUAGAAGAAGUGCGUCGUAGACUAGAUAAUUUUGUGCUGGUAAAAAGGUGCAGUUGAACACACCCAAGUGAUUUGUGCUUUGAUCCAUCAACGGAAUGGCGGCAACAGUUAGGAUGUUUUAUAGGCUGGGAGGGCCAAAAUUUAAUAAUAUUCGAACAAAUUACACAGCUACUCGUGCUAAUCUGAAAGUUAGCUCAGCUACCAAAGUUAUAAGUCAAGGAUUCACAGGUAAACAGGGAACUUUUCAUAGUAAGCAAGCUAUUGAAUAUGGAACAAAAGUUGUCGGAGGUGUGUCACCAGGAAAAGGCGGAAAAACUCAUCUCAAUUUACCAGUAUUUAAUACAGUGAAAGAGGCAAAAGCUGCUACAGGAGCAGAUGCCACUGUUAUCUAUGUACCACCGCCAGGUGCAGCAAAAGCUAUUAUUGAAGCUAUUGAGGCUGAAAUGCCAUUAAUAGUCUGUAUCACAGAAGGAGUUCCACAACAUGAUAUGGUAAAGGUGAAGCAACUUCUGCUGAAACAGUCUAAAUCUCGUCUUGUUGGACCCAACUGCCCAGGUGUCAUUGCCCCUGAACAGUGUAAGAUUGGAAUUAUGCCUGGCCACAUUCAUCAGCGUGGGGUUAUAGGUGUUGUUUCUCGAUCAGGAACCCUGACAUACGAGGCUGUGCACCAAACUACACAGGUGGGAUUGGGCCAGACAAUCUGUUUUGGAAUUGGUGGUGAUCCUUUUAAUGGAACUGAUUUCAUUGACUGCUUGGAAGUAUUCCUCAAUGAUCCAGAAACCAGAGGUAUUAUUUUGAUUGGAGAGAUUGGAGGAAUGGCUGAAGAGAAAGCUUCUGAAUUCUUGCUGCAACACAACUCGGGAGACAAGGCCAAACCAGUUGUAUCAUUCAUUGCUGGACUGACUGCACCUCCAGGCCGAAGAAUGGGUCAUGCUGGAGCUAUUAUUUCAGGUGGAAAGGGUGGUGCACAAGACAAGAUUAAUGCAUUGGAAAAGGCUGGAGUAAUUGUCACCAAAAGUCCAGCCCAAAUGGGUACAGAACUUCUGAAAGAGAUGAGACGACGAGGUCUAGCCUAAAUACACAGCAGUUGCAUUAAUAACUGCAUUAAAAUGUUAGAUGUUUCUAUACAUAAAGUUGAUGUAUAACCUUAAAAUUUUGCAUACCGUGUAGUGUAUUAGAAUAUAAAGUAAGCAAACCAACAACUAUUAACACUAUAAAAUGACACCAUUUGCCAUGCGCGU